ACUUCAGUGGUGGAGCUAUAACGCUCAGCGUCUUCUUCUUCUUGACGUAAUCAGAGUUAAACUCGAUCCGAUUCACUGAGCCGAACUCGGAUGAGUAGAUUUUUGCUUGGUGGAUUCGCUACUAGUAGCCAUUUUUGAUGACCAAUUGCUCCACAUUGGACUGAAUUCGAGUGUUGAAGAUGGCUACUUCCCAGCGAGAAUGCCCGGAGCUCCGGUGAGGAACUCGGCGAUCAACACUCGGCGGUGGAGAUGUUUAAGUCGGCGAGAUGGCGGAGCGAGAAGAACAAGAUCAAAAUCGUUUUCAAGCUGCAGUUUCAUGCGACUCAGGUGACUCAGUUGAAAGCGGAGGGAUUAAUGAUCUCUCUUGUUCCUGGAGAUGUUGGGAAGUCGACGGGAAAGACAGAGAAGGCGAUGGUUCUCGACGGACAUUGCCGGUGGGAAUCUCCGGUGUACGAGACGGUGAAGUUUCUUCAGGAUAUGAAGAAUGGGAAAGUUAACCAAAGAAUCUAUCAUUUUAUUGUGUCAACUACGGGAUCUUCAAAGUCUGGUCUGGUGGGAGAGACUUCGAUUGACUUUGCUGAUUAUGUUGAUGCGAUUAAGACUUGCAACGUUUCUCUUCCUCUGCAGAAUUCAAAUUCGAAAGCAAUGUUGCACGUAUCAAUACAGAGGCAGCUUGAAAAUGUGGAUCUGCAAAGAGUGGUGAAAGAAAGCGAUAGUUUGGUGAAAAGGUCACGGAGCCAAGAUUUGAAGUCCCAUUUGAGCAUUGACGCAGACGAAAGCCAUAAAAGUGAUUCACAAGAGGAAAGUCCAUUUGGUAAAGCAUCUCGGAUUGCUGAGUUGAGGCGUCGAGCAUCGAUUGAAUCCGACAGUACACUGUCAAGCUUCGACAGUGUCUCUGAACUGGAUACACUGGGAGAAGUUGGAAGCAGAGGAGAUCUCAUUCAGCAAAACCACCAAAGUAUGAAUCACCAUUCGGUUACCAAUGUAUAUGAAGAGCCUCAAAUAUCAGAAUCCGAGUGGUCAGGAAGUUCCGAUCAAGGAAUCAGCACCGAUGACUCCAUGAAUAGCUCAAAUGAGACCGUCCCUAGGGACACUUCGAGAGAAGACGAGGUAGAGAAGCUUAAAGCCGAGCUCGUUGCUUUGGCAAGGCGAACAGAUUUCUCGGAGUUAGAGCUACAGAGCUUGCGUAAACAAAUUGUUAAAGAGACCAAAAGAAGCCAGGAUCUCCUGAAGGAAGUAACCAGCCUUAAGCAGGAGAGAGAUUCGCUGAAGGUAGAUUGUGAGAGUAUUAAAGCAUUGGACAAGCGAAAAGAGGACGCGAAACUUAGGAACAAGUUGCAGUGUGAAGGAAGCGAUCCGCAAGUUCUUUUAGAAGAAACCCGAGAAGAACUGGAUUAUGAAAAGGAUCUGAAUUCCAAUCUACGGUUACAGCUCGAGAAGACACAAGAAUCAAACACCGAGUUGAUUCUUGCUGUGCAAGAUCUAGAAGCAAUGGUGGGGCAAAGACGUAAAAGGACAGUCGAUCUUCCUAGACCAAGACCCUGCGAGAACAACACUCAAGAAUCGAGGAGAAGGUCAAGCACAAGUGAGACAGAUGAAGACGAGGAUCAAAAGGCACUGGAUGAGCUUGUGAAGGGACACAUGGAUGCAAAAGAAGCACACGUCCUUGAGCGGAGGAUCACUGAUCUCUACAAUGAGAUAGAGAUCCAUAAACGAGACAAAGAUGACCUUGAGAUACAGGUGGAGCAGCUUGCUCUUGAUUACGAGAUACUUAAGCAGGAAAAUCAUGAUAUCUCAUACAAGCUCGAGCAAAGCCAGGUGCAAGAACAGUUGAAGUUGCAAUACGAAUGUUCAUCUUCUCUUGUAAACGUGAACGAGCUUGAAAAUCAAGUAGAGAGCCUAGAAGCUAAGCUCAAGAAGCAGUCCGAGGAUUUCUCUGAGUCCUUGCGCCGCAUUAAAGAACUUGAAACGCAGAUCGAGGGUAUGGAAGAAGAACUAGAGAAACAAGCUCACAUCUUUGAGGCAGAUAUUGAAGCUGUCACGCGUGCUAAAGUGGAGCAAGAGCAAAGAGCUAUCGAAGCCGAAGAAGCUCUGAGGAAGUCGAGGUGGAAAAACGCUAGUGUAGCCGGGAAAAUCCAGGAUGACUUCAAGAGAAUCUCUGAGCAGAUGUCUUCUACGUUUUCAGCAAAUGAGAAGAUGGCUAAGAAGGCAAUGGCAGAAACCCGUGACCUGCGCAUGCAGAAGCGUCAAAUAGAAGAACUUCUCAUGAGCGCUAACGAUGAACUCCAAGCAAAUAGGGUAGAGUAUGAGGCAAGGCUCAACGAGCUCUCGGAAAAGACGGAUCUAAAAACUAAGGAGAUGGACAGAAUAUUAGAGGGUCUUGUGGAGAAAUCCAAGCAUCUAGAGACUCAGAAGAAGCAAGAAGAAGAUGUUAAUGCAGAAUUAACUCAAGAGAUCACAAGGCUGAAGGAUGAGAUGGAGAUCUUGAGACUUGAAUUGGAAGAAACGAGAAGAUCGAGAAUUGAAGUCGAGGCAGAGAAAGAUGGGCUAUCAAGCACGAUUGCAUCGAUGAAGAAAGAAUCAGACUCUUUGGCAGAGGAGUUGCAGGAAAUGCAGCGUAUCAAAGAUGAAAACGAAGCAGUCAUUAGCCUUUUAGAAUCAGAACUAGAAACUGCUAGAGCGCAAUGUAAUGCUCUAAAGCAUUCUUUAUCCAAGAAUGAAUCAGAGAUCGAGAAACACAGAUGUGAGCUGAAGAAGAAAGAAGAAGGAAUGGCUAACGACGUAACAAAACUGGAGCAAAGAAGCAACGAAGAAAGAACAAGACUCCUCGAGGAACAAAUCAAACUAAAGGAAAUUGCUUUGGAGGCCUCAUCUAAGAUGUUCAUCGAAAAGGAAAAUGAUUUGAAGAAUAGAAUCGAAGAGUUGCAGACUAAACUCAACAAACUAAGUCCAAAUAGCCAAGAGAACGGUGAAUCUCUGCACCGUUUAGAUUUGCAGAACAGACAAGUAUUGUCAUCGAACAAGAGUGAUGAUCUUCAAGAUUUGGCAAGUGAAGUAGCGACGCUAAGAGAGCAAAAUGGAUUGAUGGAGAUAGAAUUGAAAGAGAUGCAAGAAAGAUAUUUAGAGAUAAGUCUAAGAUUUGCAGAAGUUGAAGGUGAGAGACAACAACUGGUCAUGACCGUACGCAAUCUUAAAAAUGCCAAGAAGAGUUAAAAAAACCAUCCCUAUUAUAUAUUACAAGAUUGUACAAAUUUCUCUCCUUUUCAAUAUAUAUAAACUACUUUCUUUUUGGUAAGAUAUAUAUACCUGUUGCUUUUUCUAUAUACUGUAAUGUUUUUUUUUUUCCGAGAGAAAGAAAG
Eutrema salsugineum is the source of this 3359-nucleotide messenger RNA. Its product is annotated as myosin heavy chain, cardiac muscle isoform. The record is from RefSeq and is a predicted model, not a curated record. The transcript is spliced from 9 exons. Bases 250 to 3213 code for a protein of 987 amino acids. Lineage: Eukaryota; Viridiplantae; Streptophyta; Magnoliopsida; Brassicales; Brassicaceae.